This is a messenger RNA of Pecten maximus, 1216 nucleotides long. Its product is annotated as achaete-scute homolog 2-like. Lineage: Eukaryota; Metazoa; Mollusca; Bivalvia; Pectinida; Pectinidae. Gene Ontology annotation, molecular function: DNA-binding transcription factor activity, RNA polymerase II-specific; protein dimerization activity; RNA polymerase II transcription regulatory region sequence-specific DNA binding. The record is from RefSeq and is a predicted model, not a curated record. Bases 69 to 752 code for a protein of 227 amino acids. Gene Ontology annotation, biological process: regulation of transcription by RNA polymerase II; developmental process. The transcript is spliced from 2 exons.
UCACUGAACGGACAAAGCUAGCAGCGCCACAGAUCAUUCCCUAUUUCUGAAUUCAAGAUCGAUAAAAUAUGAACACGGCAAAAAUUUUGCAGCAAUAUAUUUUGAUUAAGCCCAAUACUUUUCAUAAUGACGGGCAAUCACAGGCGCUGCGGUCACUUGAAAAUGCACCACAUAUUUUAUCAGAGAACGGCCAAUACCUAACGAAAAGCAUCAUCAGCUGCCAAGCCGAUUCAACAUCAUGUGUCAAGCGCACCAAAGUGUCCAGCAUGUCGCGCCGAAACGCCAGAGAACGAAGGCGCGUGAAAAUGAUCAACCUUGGUUACGAGACACUCAGAGAUCAUGUUCCGGCUGGAAUUGAGAAUAAGAAACUAAGCAAAGUGGACACUCUACGCUCAGCGGUGGACUAUAUUAAAGAGUUGCAGCAUCUUCUAGAAAUGACCAAUACCGACGGAAGUAGUAAAAAUAACGGACAGCAAUCUCAUUGUGAGACUAUUAAGCAAGAAUGUCCGUCCCCAGUGUCCACUGCUUGCUGUAACAGUCAGAUUUCCAGUACGACCACGAGUCCAUCGGACAGUGUCCACUCGAGAAGGACGGAAACGUCGACUCCUUCUGGACAAUCCUUGCAUCUUCAACCGGACAACCGUGUAGUGUCGAGAGAAGAGAAUGUGUUCAUAGACAUUGCAGAAUGGCUCUGUAGAUCAUCAGCUGGUUACCCUAGCAUAGGAAUUGGAUUUGAAGGACUGGAAACGUGAGUUUGGAAUCCGGAUAAGACUUGUUGUUAUCGGAAAACCAUGGACGAACAUUUCAUCGAAUUAUUGUUACAACGAACACUACAUGUUAAAUCUAAACAGCUGUUUUGAGACUGAGAAGAUUUGUAUCAGCAUUAUUUAUACAUAUAUACAGUGUUAACUCAGGGAAAGAUGAUAUGCAUAACCACCAAGUGACCUUUGACCCCGCGGAUCAAAUCUGUCUCUCACACGAUGUUAAUCCAACAAGAUACCGGGUAUACCUCCAAUCAAAACUAAGUAUAUUUAUUGACUUACAUAGAGAUUGAUUGGAUUAGUGCGAUAUUUCUUUGUCCAAAAAAUGUUGGAGAAUUAUUUAUAUUUUAUAAUAUGUGUCUUCAAACUGUUGAAUGCCUGGAACACCUAAAGUGCGCUUUUAUAUGUGUCACUGUGCUUAAUUUGUUAAUAAAUGACAUAUUUUCAUAAAAUUA